AUGUUGCUACGGCAAGUGCACUUCACGGCCAUCACCGUGGUCUGCAUCCCAAUCAUCUUCGCCGUCUUUGUCUUUGUAUCGUAUUUCCACGAUGAAAAUGAAUGGCUUCCGGCACGACCGAUCGAUCCGUCUUGCGCCCACCUUCCUGAUCUUUCAAAGGUCCUCCUCAUCAUCAAGACGGGUGCUAGCGAGACCUUCGACCGCCUGCCUACUCAGUUCAUGACCAUGACCCGCUGCUUACCCGAUUUCCUCAUCUUCUCCGACAUGGAAGAGUCCAUUAUGGGUUACCGUGUCUACGACAUCCUUAGCGAUACGCUUGACGAAGUCAAGCACGACAACGGCGACUUCAACCUGUGGCGACGCCAGCAAGAAUGUCUUGUCGACCAAAAGAGCUGCCAGAAAUGGAGCAACGUUGGCGGCGAGGCGUGGAACCUGGACAAGUACAAGAACGUGCGCCAGUCAGACGUGUCCUACACCAUGCGCCCGAACUACGACUGGUACAUCCACAUCGACGCCGACACAUACAUCCACUGGCCGAACAUGAUCGAGAUGCUGAAGCCGUUCGAUCCUCUGAAGGACCACUUCUUUGGCAGCUUCGAGCCUUCGCAGUACGGUGACUUCAACCACGGCGGCAGCGGCUACAUUCUGUCGCAAUCGGCCAUGAAGAAAUUCCAUGCCAACUCGAGCGUGGAGCAUUUUGAUCAUGCGGCAAGAAGCAUUUGCUGCGGCGACAUGCUGAUGACAAUUGCUGUAAAGGAGAACAUUGGUCUCAAAAACACAAACAUGUUCCCUACCAUAAACGGCCGCAAACCCUUCACGCUCCCCUUCGGUCCUCGCCAAUGGUGCCAGCCCAUCGCUACGCUACACAAGCUUAACAGCGAAGAGGUCGCCUCGAUCUGGCAAUACGAGCAAAAACGUUUCGCGAACGCCACCGACGGCAAGCCCACCCCGCUCCUCAUCAAGGACCUCUACUACGAAUACUUCGCGCCACGACUCGUGGAGAAGCUCGAGGACUGGGACAACAUGUAUGACGACUACCUCAACAACGUUUGGUACUACAUCGACAAGGACGAUAAGUCCAAGGACUGGGACAACUUCCACGACCAGAAGUACAUCUGGCACAUGCGCAAGCCCGAGGACUUCAAGCACGACGAGGAGAAGAAUGCAUACAAGUCGUUCGACAACUGCAAGAAGGCGUGCGACGUCGUCGACGACUGCCUGCAGUUCCGCUGGCAGGAUGACGCGUGCGUCAUGUCCAAAAACUUCCGCCUGGGCAACCCGAUGGAGAAGAAAGAGAACAAGAAGGAGCGGUGGAUGAGCGGGUGGGCCGUCCAGAAGAUCGAGAAGUGGAUCGCCGACCAGGGCGAGUGCAAGGUGCAGUUUCCUGGCGCGUAA
Paraphaeosphaeria sporulosa is the source of this 1395-nucleotide messenger RNA. RefSeq lists its product as uncharacterized. The transcript is spliced from 3 exons. Gene Ontology annotation, molecular function: glycosyltransferase activity. The coding region runs from base 1 to 1395 and encodes 464 amino acids. Lineage: Eukaryota; Fungi; Ascomycota; Dothideomycetes; Pleosporales; Didymosphaeriaceae. The record is from RefSeq and is a predicted model, not a curated record. Gene Ontology annotation, cellular component: membrane.